This is a messenger RNA of Didymodactylos carnosus, 645 nucleotides long. NCBI's taxonomy places the organism in Eukaryota, Metazoa, Rotifera, Eurotatoria, Philodinida, Philodinidae. The record is from the annotation of a GenBank genome assembly.
AUGACCCCCUCCCUUAAAGAAUUAAAUGUCGAUUUAAAUUCUAUACCAUAUUGUGAUAAAGAUAACAAUAGUGAUGUUGUUAAAUUACGUUCAAUAUUGCAACAAAAGUAUUUAAAAACAAUACCAAUAAUAACAAAUAAUCCUGAAUCGCGUAUUAUUGACCCUACAACUCGGAAAUUGUCUCAAUGGGAAAGAAGUGUAUUAGAAUUAAGACUAAAUUUUAUACCAACUACUGAUAUUAAUACAGCUAAAUAUGUGACGCGAGUGAUAGCUGGUGCUGAAUCUGGUUUAUAUAAAAAAGACUCAAUACAAAAAGAACAUAUUGAGGGCAAAAAUGUUAAAAAAGAACAAGAAAAAGUAUUGAAAAACCCAGUAGUCGACGAUAGUAUUUUAGUAGUACCAUCAGAUAAAGGUGGUAAAAUUGUAGCUGUGAAUACGUCAGAUGAUAAAGCUAAAAUAGAAGAAAUGUUAAGUAAUAGUAGUACAUAUACUAAAUUGAGUAGAGAAUCAACCAAAAGGUUAAUAAAAGAGUUAACUGAUUUAGUUAAAGUAGUUCAAGGUUUACCGGGUUUACUACUAACAAUUCCUUUAUUUGAAGUUAAUAUUUAUGUAUUUUCUGGUAAAGUUUCAAAGUAUCCCGAAUAG